AUGGAUGAGCUUGUCUCCCCUUCCUCCUGCUCGCUGCCCUCCUUCUCCGACAUGGCCUGCUUCCCGGUGCUCGAGUUCGAGGUCUGCGAGGUCCCCGAGCAAUGGCUGCUGGGAGACGACGCCGCGCUCCACGACAAGGAUGCCAGGGCCGCCUCGCACUCGGCGAGCUCCGACGUGUCCAGGAACCCGCCCGCCGCGAGGGCCGAGCGCACGGCGAGGCGGCGGGGACGGAGGCCUGGGGCGCGCAGCGGCGCCGGCGCCGCGCCGCCGAUCGGCCACGUGGAGGCCGAGCGGCAGCGCCGGGAGAAGCUCAACCGCCGGUUCUGCGACCUCCGCGCCGCCGUGCCGAACGUGUCGCGGAUGGACAAGGCGUCCCUCCUGGCCGACGCCGCCGCCUACAUCGCCGAGCUGCGCCGCCGCGUGGAGCGGCUCGAGGCCGAGGCCGCGGCGGCGAGGCCCUCCGCGGCCGCAUCCUGGGCGGGGCUGGCCGGCGGCGCCGCCCUCGGUCGGGACGACCUCGAGGUGCGGAUGGCCGGGCGUGGCGCGGCCAUGCUGCGGCUGACGACGGCGGCGACGCGCCACGCCCCCGCGCGCAUGAUGGGCGCUCUCCGGGCUCUCAACCUGCCGGUGCAGCACGCGUCGGUGACCCGCGUGGGCGGCGCCACCGUGCAGGACGUCAUGGUGGACGAGGUGCCCGCCGCGCUGCAGGACGAAGGCUGCCUCCGCGCCGCGCUGUCCCACAGGCUGCAGCACGAGACCGGCGUCUAG
This is a messenger RNA of Oryza brachyantha (malo sina), 768 nucleotides long. RefSeq names its product transcription factor MYC2-like. Gene Ontology annotation, cellular component: nucleus. The record is from RefSeq and is a predicted model, not a curated record. Gene Ontology annotation, molecular function: transcription cis-regulatory region binding; DNA-binding transcription factor activity; protein dimerization activity. The transcript has a single exon. Gene Ontology annotation, biological process: regulation of DNA-templated transcription. Lineage: Eukaryota; Viridiplantae; Streptophyta; Magnoliopsida; Poales; Poaceae. The coding region runs from base 1 to 768 and encodes 255 amino acids.